Messenger RNA from Xyrichtys novacula (pearly razorfish), 4791 nucleotides. The record is from the annotation of a GenBank genome assembly. NCBI's taxonomy places the organism in Eukaryota, Metazoa, Chordata, Actinopteri, Labriformes, Labridae.
ACUGUGCACAUGCGCAAACGCGGUGGGAGGAGUUUACCAGUCGGCCAGGAAGAGGAGAAAGGCGGACAGAGAAACAUAAAGCGGUAAUCUUUAUCUGCUAUACCUUCUUUACUUCGAGUCGGGUUUUUCUUCUUUAAAAAUGUUAUUUAAAUGAUAGCAAAAUAGCCGAGGUUAAAGAGAGAAAACUUUGCCUCAUAGAGGUUCCAACCACGAAAACCCUGUUAGCUUUCUUGCUACCCGGGCUAAUGUGAACUGGUUUGACAGGCCUGGUUUUUACAGCAGGACUGAGAUCACAACACGGAAAUGUCUAAUAUUUACACCCUGUAUGUGUUUUUUACGCGUUUUCCCCACAGAUGGCUGCUUUGAGAAAGAAGUUGGUUAUAGUUGGGGAUGGUGCGUGUGGGAAAACCUGUCUGCUCAUCGUUUUCAGCAAAGACCAGUUCCCAGAGGUCUACGUCCCCACUGUGUUUGAGAAUUAUGUGGCAGACAUCGAGGUGGACGGCAAAACGGUGAGGCUGAAAACACUGGACAAAAAGUUGGGUUUGAGGAGUCCAAAAAAAAAAAAUCCCACAAACUUUCAUUUUCGAUUACUUAACCUGUAGAACAUGAAAAAUGUGCAAUCUUCAUGAUUUCUUGGAUCUCCAGGUGAACAUUGAUGUAAUGUUUAUUAAGUGACAUUUAACAUUAGAGUCGUGCUUUUACUCUAUGUUGUUUUUUUAUUACCAGUGAUACAAACAGAUUCGUGACACUGUUUGGUUUAAAUAGAGGAUAAAAAAAGUGCCACAUUUUUCUUUUAAUAAGGUGAAACAAAAUGUACAAUUCUCCUCAGUUUUAAAGUACUCGUCUUGCUUUCCCAUGUGUAUGUAGUUGCCUUGCUGAUUGAACAAGCAAAUACCCAUUUUUGUCCAUAAAUGCACUAGAAUUUUUUUAACAACCAAUGUUUCGGAAAAAGAACCAUUUUAAGUCUUUGACAAUGUGAAUUUUGACUCUUUACACUUUACCAUUAGCAGCGUAAUGAUUUGUUUUCUGUCUUAAGGUCCUUUCACACCGGGACCGUUUUUGUCGUGCGAUUAUUUCGAUUUUUCUAAAGUUUCACAUACUGUGUGUCCACUUCUGACCAAUCAGAUAGCAUGUUGUUGCGACGUCUGCUUCACCGGUAUAUCCAACAUGGCCAACCGGCUGAUUGUUUACGUGUCUGAGAACAGAGUGCUUUUUUAUAAAAAACACAGAUGUUACGUACUGACGUUUCCAGCUUUUCUAGCCAACCAAAGGCAAAGGAGGCGGGACUUUACCUGGGAAAAAUCUCUCUGGGAUGCGUCUUUCUCCCCCCAGGAAGUCACACAAUCGCAUCGGGCUUGAUCCGUAUAGUCAGGUGUGUCAAAGUUCGCCUCCGAAUAUUCCGUAAUUUCGCGUUCUAUAUUCACAUCAGCCCUGGUGUGUAAGGACCUUUAGCCAUAGACUGUGUAUACUAUGGACAGCUUGAUUCCCCUUCCGCCAGUAUAUGGAUAUGAAGCCUAAAAGCUCUCUGUAAUUCCGCGUUUUUUCUCCACUUCCUGAAACCAACAUUGCACAGUAGCAUUGUAUGCACUCCACCACUUGCAUAGCAGCAGUAACUUCCGUUGUGACUUUUUUUUUGCAAUCUUUUUUUAUUUGCAGCAGUGGCAGUUCUCGGCCACCGCAGUUAUAGCUAUAGGUAGAGAGUGUGGAUUAAGGAGAGAGCACAAAUACUCAUCAUGGAAAUGCUUGAAAGCGAAUAAACCAUAGACUGUAUAUACUAUGAACAACUUGGUUCCGCCUCCCCUCCCCCGGGUGAGCUACACAAUCUUCGUACGCCCAUAGGCUGUAUCAGGUGUCAAUCAUAGAAAACAUGAACCCCCUUAUAACUUUUAAAAACUGAGCUGUACAGAAAAAAAGAGGACUUGAGCGCAAACCAGUCUUAAAAUAACCCAGUGUUUCUGCCUGUUAAGAGGAAGUUUUUCCUUGCCACUGUUACUCAUGUUAGAGAAGAUGGGUCAAUUGCCAUCUUAGGUUGGGUCUUGAUAAUUAAUCAAAUGAUGAGCGUGGUCUAGACCUGCUCUUUUCUUUGGAAAGCGUCUUGGGAUGACAACUGUUGUGAAUUGGCGCUAUAUAAAUAAAAUUUGAUUGAUUGAUUGAUUGAUUGAUUGAUUGAUUGACUGACAAUAGCUAUAUGUCAACAUCACAAGCAGGGGGGAGAAAUAUUUAUAUUCUGUGUAAUAAGUUUCUAAAGUUUGUCCACAGCCCGAUAGGGAUGGCUGGCGGAGGCAGUAUUUAUAACCUAUACUGCAGCCCGUCAACAGAGCUUGGAGCAAGGAGGCAGACGGCAUCCAUUCUAUAUACAGUCUAUGGUCUUAGCUGUGUCCCUUGUAAAGAACUGACAAUAAUGUAAUGACGAGUAGCUUAAUUGCGUCCAUGAAAUACUUCUUUUUUUUUAUUCUAUUUAAAUGUUCAGAUCAUCCUCUUGAUUUGCCCAUGUAUUUACGCAUCUAUCCUUGCACUUUUUCUGGCUGUUCACAGGUUGAGCUCGCGCUUUGGGAUACAGCAGGUCAAGAAGACUAUGACAGACUGCGACCUCUCUCCUAUCCUGACACAGAUGUUAUACUGAUGUGUUUCUCUGUAGACAGCCCAGACAGUUUAGGUAUUGUUCUCACAAUAGUCUCAUCAUCAUCAUGUCUUAUAUGCCUUGCAAUUGUCAUAUUGAGAUAAAUCUCUUAUUACUGUAUUGUGUCUUAAUCUAACUUUAGAAAACAUUCCUGAAAAGUGGACACCUGAAGUGAAACACUUCUGUCCAAAUGUUCCAAUCAUCCUGGUGGGUAAUAAGAAAGAUCUACGCAAUGAUGAGCACACUAGACGAGAGCUUGCCAAAAUGAAACAGGUUAGUUUCUAUUGUUGAAUGUGUUUUUUUUUUUUUGUGUGUGUAAUUUAUUUAAAACUGACUGUGUGUGCAUAUAAAUCUCUACAUUUAACCAAUUUGUGUGUUUCCAGGAGCCAGUUAAAUCUGAAGAGGGCAGAGAUAUGGCAAACCGGAUCAAUGCUUAUGGCUACCAAGAGUGUUCUGCCAAAACCAAAGACGGUGUAAGAGAAGUCUUUGAGAUGGCUACAAGGGCAGCACUGCAGGCCAAGAAACGUAAGAAUGGGGGUCGCUGCGUUCUGUUAUAGGCUCUGUGAGACCAGGGAGCUUCUGCAAGUACAGAUGAGAGGGCAGCCGUCUCCAAGAUUUAACAAAGGGGGAGUAUUGGGGAGGGUCCAGAAUAGUGUUGCAGAUGCUCAAUUUAUGAUCAUCCAGUUGUCCUCAGCAAAUUACAGCAGAUCUUAAAUUAUUUGAUAGGCUUGGAUCUGACUUUUGGAUAUAAAAAUCACUCGACAUGUGAUGGGGAUGACUCAGAGUUGAGUAGAUGUAAACUUGUUAAAAUGUGCCAUGAUAAAAAUGAAACUAGAAACAGCUGUUACUGGGCCAAAGACAAUGGGGACCUGCAAAAGAAAGAGACAAAAAUGCAUAAAUGUAAAAAAGAAAAAAAAAAGAUUUGUAUUGAAACCACGUCUAAGUGGAUUUUACACAGUAUCGCCUACAUGUAGUGCCUUGAGAGUAAGGGUUAAAAAGAGUAAAUUCUGGGGUUGGGAUUCAUAAUUUUAGACAGUUGUUUUAUUUUUGUCAUUUUGUAGUGUCCACACACCACAUUUGUGAAUGUUUUUUUCCCAUUGGCUUGGCUUCUUCAGGCUCAUAUUCUGACUCAGGCACUAUGCGGGGGUAUGCCUAAUCUAGAUUGUAUGAGAUAUUUUCUCUACUUACCUGUACUUGAGCGUGUGAGUGUGUGCAACUGUAUGGUGGUUUAUCUUCUCCAGUGCAGGUUUGCAUGCAGUGAAUGUGCGUGUAUUUGUAUGGGUGUGUAUUAACAAGUGUCUAUGUACUGUAUGCAUUGAAAGGCCUUCUGUGUUCCUGACCUAACCCCUUGUUUUCAUGCCAAAGUUACCCCUGAUGGCCACCUUUUAUGGCUCAGAUGGGUAAUUGAAUUAACAACUACUCAGAGUAACAUAUAGAUACAUUAACUUUACUGGAAGACAUUGUACUAUACAUAGAGGCACAAUCAGGUUUAACAUAUUACAAGUUUUUAGGACAAUUUUUGUGUGAACUAAAAUUCAUUUGUGUUAAUCAGAGGGUCAAAUCACAAGUGGUAUAGUUGACAAGUUGAUUUUGUUUUAUUUUUUUGGUUAUAUGCUUAUAUUAUAACCAUAAUGUCCAUUAUGUACUGUAUGUCUUACAAGACCUUGUAAGGAUAUGUUUUUGAUGUGUAUUUCAAGUUCACUUUUUUCUCAAUCCCCCUUCCCCUCAAGGAAAAUGUCAUUAUUGUACUAUAACUUUUCAUUGUUGGUGUCUCUAAUUUUCUUUGUAUAUUUUAAUCAUACUUUUUCUUGCUGUUAUGAUCUGCUUAUAUCAGUUAAAUGAUAAAUAAAUUGUAACUGUUGAAUUGUUUUGUUUUAUUGAUUAAAAGUCAUCCUUAGGGUGCAUAGCUGGACAGGUUUGGGAUUGGCUGCUACAGCAGUUAAUUUCUUUUUACUUUUUGUAAUUAUUUUUUUUAUUUUCCUUUCAUUCUUUUUGCUUUAUUUCAUACUGUGACAAAAUUCCUGUUCUUUUUUUUUUCCAAAUAAAAGGUGAUAUGGUGAUAUUAAGUUUUCUGUCACAAUGUAUUUUUUUCUUGGAUCCCAACUGUCUUCACUAUAUUUUUGGCAUUAGUUUUCAUUUUCCCUCAAUAAAACAUUUGUUGCCUAGCUAAA